UCUCUGCUGUCUUAGAACUCAAAACUGUUUCUUUAUGUUUUGCUUCCUUCAACGGCAAGCUCAAACAAGGCAAGGGCGACAUUGCAAGUUAUAAGCACAAAGCUUUUUCAGAGCAAAAAUGACAACAUGUGAUGCACUCCGAAGAUGGUUCAGAUGGCGUGAACGACUGGUCAUAUUCACUUACGGUAUGCUUUUCAGCAAGGGAAUGAUGACUUAUGUGCUGGAUAACCUUAUGACAUUCCUCACAGAUCUCUGGAAACUGAAACUAAUAGAAGCUGCAGCAAUCGUCAAUCUUCAAGAAGGUCUAAGGCAUAUGUUGCAGAUAUGCGUUGCUCUCUGCGUAGAUGCUUGCCUUGGUUAUCGAUGGAUGUUGAUUCUAUCUAGUGUUUUAUAUUCUACUGGACUUGCCCUUUUAGCAUUCUCAGUGCCUCAGUACUUUAACAAGUUGAAACAUUCACCUUUCUGGGAAGGAUUAGCUCUUCUGAUUGUUGGUGGGGCUGCACAAGUUAUUCCCCUUUACUCCCUUUCUUCUGAACAAACCAAGGUUGUAAGAGUACCAGAACACUGUGAAGAAACAAGACUAAAAGUCGCCUGUUGCUUGUGCAAAGUAAGAAUAGGAGGCUGGCGGCAGUUGCAGCAGAGAAUAAUCAGAUGGUUUGGCAUCGGAUUCAUGAUGCUGGGAAUCAUAACAUCAGUUUAUGGUUUCAUCUAUUUUGAAGAUGAAUGGCAUCAGCGUUUUUUGAGAUCAGCCAUUGCCAUAGUAAUAGGUUUACUUUGGUUUCUUUGUGGUUUCCCCUUCUACGGCCCUCGUCGACUGCAGCCGAGUCCUCUUUCGACUAUGCUACGUACCUUGAUUGCCGCGGCGCGGAAGAGGCAUCUCAAUUACCGAGGAAAUUUGGAACAACUUCAUCGUGAUGAUGGGAAAGAAAAUCCACUCCUUACAGACCAUCUUGAGUGA
Theobroma umbraticum is the source of this 958-nucleotide messenger RNA. Its product is annotated as protein NRT1/ PTR FAMILY 5.6-like. Lineage: Eukaryota; Viridiplantae; Streptophyta; Magnoliopsida; Malvales; Malvaceae. The record is from RefSeq and is a predicted model, not a curated record.